GCGGCCGAAGGCGGAUGUGCGCGAGCGGCUCCUCCCGUUGGCAGCUGGCUAAGUGAGCGCGCCGCGGCGGUGAUGUCAGUGCAGUCGACGUGCGCCUGAAUGCACCCUGCUGGGACGCGCGGCGUCGCGAUGGUGCCCGACGUGCCCCACAUGUCGCUGGCGUUCGGCGAGCCGACGGCCGGCCUGCGAGUCGUCGAGACGACAUGGCGGCCCGAGUCGACGGUGCUGCUCGAGCCGGCCAAGGAGUGCUGGAGGCGGCUGCGGCCCGAGUCGUGCGCGCCGCCCGUCCAGACGAGCACGUACCCAGGCAGGGCGGUGCCGUGCGCGGCUCCGCUGUGCUCCAGCCGCGUCAGCUCGUCAUCGGACGCCAAGGACCUGAGCCAGCCGCUGUUCGUGGACACGACAGUGGAGUACGACCUGCCGAAGGAGGCCUACCCGCCGGAGCACAGCGAGCCGCUGCUGAUCGUGCACCCGCAGUACUUUGAGCACCUGCGGCAUCGGCGCACGCUCGGCGCCGGCUGCGUCUGUCAGCUCUGUAACUUCUACGGCCGGCGGAUCCCUCACGGCGGCCAGGAGCCGGCGCCAUCCGCUGCCUCCGCCGCCGCCGCCGCGCCUGUCGCACCAGAGACCUUCCAGAAACCGGAUGCUCCGCACCACUGGCCGCGGUACCACCAACCGCACCAGCCGCCUUGUCAACUGCUGCACCAAGCGACGCACCCUUCGCUGCAGCAGCCGCUGCAGCACGUGGCGCCGCAGUCGCUGCAGCCGGUGCAGCAGCAGCUGCUGCCGACGCCCGCCCGCUACAACUGCAUGCUGGAGCGGUACGGCUGCGAGGCCGGCCGUGGCGCACCGGCCUCGUUCGUGACGCCCACUGUGAGCUGUGAUUCGGACAGCGGCUACUCGAGCGUCGAGCUGGAGCCGCCCGAGUGGUGCCAGCGGCUGCAGCAGCAGCAGCAGCGCGCCGACAGUGACGCCCGCGACGUGCUGGCCAAGCGCAAGCGGCGGACCGACGUGUCGCAGCCGGCGGCCAAGAGGCUGCGCGUCGCCUACUGGCCAGGUGGCGUUCCGACGCUCGACAUGGUGCCCUACCUCCACCGGCAGCCGGCCGUCAUGUAGCUGCUCCCGGCUGCGUCGCGGCGGGCGGCGCCACUCUCGGCUGUGCGGCGCCGGUCUCCGGAGUUCGGAGACCUCGCCUCAUGUCGCGGAGAUCUCCGAGGAUCCCGACCAAGGAGCGGGGUGUGGCUGCGAAGCGUCUCGCCGGAGACGCCCGCGCUGUCUCGCUCGAGAACGAGCGACCGUCUCGGGGGAUCUCCGCGACGCGAAUGGGCAUACCGGGGGCCAGGCUCGGCCCGCCGAUAGAAACCAGUCUUCUGUGAUUACUCCCGUGUACUGCGUCUGCAUGUGACGCCGUUGUGGCUUUCAUAAUGUGAUGGUAAGGAGGACGAAGCCGAGUUAGCUUUAAUUCGUUUACCGUUGAUUUGGUGUUUGCGUUGCGUUACUUUUGCCAGGCAGCGUCCCACUGACGCCUAGCCGGCUGGACACCGGACUCGUUUGUUUUCAACCUUGUUAUCUCAUGGUGUAAUGAACGUAUAUCAAUGAGGCGACGUCCUCUGAUAAAUAUAGACCCCGUGUCAUUACUCUGAC
Messenger RNA from Pollicipes pollicipes, 1644 nucleotides. RefSeq lists its product as uncharacterized. The record is from RefSeq and is a predicted model, not a curated record. Lineage: Eukaryota; Metazoa; Arthropoda; Thecostraca; Pollicipedomorpha; Pollicipedidae. The transcript has 2 exons. The coding region runs from base 100 to 1116 and encodes 338 amino acids.